This is a messenger RNA of Lagopus leucura (white-tailed ptarmigan), 9397 nucleotides long. It is a transcript of the gene AMER1, whose product is annotated as APC membrane recruitment protein 1. Gene Ontology annotation, biological process: regulation of canonical Wnt signaling pathway. The transcript has 3 exons. The record is from RefSeq and is a predicted model, not a curated record. Gene Ontology annotation, molecular function: phosphatidylinositol-4,5-bisphosphate binding; beta-catenin binding. Gene Ontology annotation, cellular component: plasma membrane. Bases 308 to 3790 code for a protein of 1160 amino acids. Lineage: Eukaryota; Metazoa; Chordata; Aves; Galliformes; Phasianidae.
AUGCCUGGAUGGCCUUCAUCAGGGAUACAUUCUGCUAACUGCUAGUUCCUUCACUCCAGCACUGCUGUUGAAAUGAAGGCAAAGGGAAGAGUGUGUGCUUCCAAACACCCUUGGCAGAGUGGCCCAUUGGCUUUGGUUCAGACUUCUGGUCACUAUUAAGCUCCUGCAAAAUGUCAGUGUGACAACGGCUCUGCACAGGUUGCUGUCUGCAAAACACAGAUCAGCCACGAUGCUUUCGUCCCUGUGCCUGCAAGAAGAUUCUACCACCAUUGUUUCCAGCUAGAAACACGAGAACCGAGCAGCUGCCAUGGAAACAGGCUGCACAGAGGAAGCUGCCAGGACCCGGUUGCAGUCUGCAGCAUGCAGGCAGUGCAAGGGCGGUGAGCAGCAGCCGGAGGAGAAUGUUGAGCAGCUGUCCCAGCAGAGCGAUGCCUCAGCCGUGGCUGCAGAGCAGCAGCAGCUCCCGGCACCCUCUGGCAAGCUGAAAAAAACUGCUUUCAAGUUAUUUGGAGGGAAGAGGAGUAUAUGUACACUGCCGAGUUUCUUCAGCAGCAGAAACAAAGGCCAGGGGAAAGGAGCUUCUAAAAAGGGGCUCAGUAAAAGUAAGACCCAUGAUGGGAUCAGCGGCACUGCAUAUGAUGAGGGCAGUGGGGCACAGUUGGAAAGCCCUUCAGAUGGAAGCAGGGAUUCCCAUCCUUGCCUGCUGCCAAGCUCCCAAAGCAUUCACGUGGCCAUAGACAGCAGCAUCAAGUUUGAUUUUGGCAGGCAGGAUGGCUCUCCACCAGGGAGUAUUGAGGGCUAUGAGAAGAAGCCCAACGGAGACAAGUCAUCCUUCCCCAGACCAAAAAAAGGCCUGAAGGGACUUCUGAACAGCAUCCGGCGUCACCGUAAGAGCAAGAUUGCUGAGUGUGAGAAAACAGAGCUCUCUGAGUGGCCUGGGGAUUCGGAGGAGACCAGCAAAGCUCAGGGCAUGAAAGCGGAAACUCCUGGAGCUGUGGAGGAAGGAGGACCCGGGUCUGUCCCUCUUGCUGCAGCCUGCCCAGGAAGCUCAGCAGGUCACUGCUUGGUGCGCACAGCAGCUGACUCUGGGGAGGCUGCUGAGCCAGACUGGCUCCAGGCUGAUAAGGGCGGCUGUGAGGGCGAUGUGGUGGUAGUGCCUGGGGGCAAGGAUGAUCUGGAUGCAAAAUCAGAGGCAGAUGCUGUUGUCUACACAGAGUCCAACUACAGCCAUCUCCCUGUGGCCCUUCAUCCAGACAACGACCCUCCCUCAUUACAUUCUGGGGACCAGCUGAGUCUCCUCUUUGGAGACGUCACAUCCCUGAAGAGCUUUGAUUCCCUUACUGGGUGCGGAGACAUCAUUGCUGAGCCUGACAUCCUCAGCAUUGCUGAGAGCACGAUCUCUGUGGAGCGCAGCCGAGACACUGCUAAACGGAGCCCAUGCCUUGUCACCUACCAGGGAGGUGGGGAGGAGAUGGCCAUGUCUGAGGAGGAGUACCUCCAGCAGAUAUGGGACAGCACCGCUGAAGAGGGCAGGAGCUAUGAAGCCCCGCUCCCUCCUGCUGUGAGCAGUCCCGAACUGCAGGCAGUGAGUAGCAAGCUGGAGACAUGUGGUUUGCGUGAGGGGGAGGUCCACCCCUAUGCUAGUGGGGCAAUGGAUGGGGUCGAGCUCCUGACACCGCAGAGCGACCAGCAAGAGUCCGCACCUAAUAGUGAUGAGGGAUAUUACGACUCCACCACACCGGGACCAGAGGAUGAGACUGGGGAUGGACUUUGUGAGAUCAAGAAGGACCGUCUUCCCAGAGACAGCUACAGUGGUGAUGCACUUUAUGAGUUUUACGAGCCUGAUGACACACUAAUGAGCCCCUCUCAUGGGGAGCAAUCCCUGUUUGAGAGCAAAGUCUCUCAUCCAGAGAUCUUCAGCUACUUCUUGGACUUCUGCCUCCCUUCUGAGAAGAACUUGAUCCAGAUGAUGGAUCAGAAGAGGGGGGUUAUGGAAACUGAAGAAGAGCGGCUAGCUGCCAUUCAGAAAGAGCUGCUGUUUUGGGAGCUGAAGAGGGAACCAGGCUUGAAACGACUUGAUGCUCCCAGCAAAGAGAAGUGUCCCAGGGAAAAGCAGCAUGUUGAAUGUAAAACUAGAGCAGCCAACUUGAUUGGCAAAAAUCAGAGUUGCCUUGGUAGUGAGCAGAUUGCUUCUCAAGCUCUAAACAGGAGUGUGAGUGGUGGGAUUUUGGUGGCUAGAGCUGAAAAUCCAGAGUGGAGUGAUUUUCCAGGGCCUUUGUGUCCAGAGAACUGUUACAACAGCCAAAAAGCCCAAGGAAGUUGCCUUAUUCAGCUCAUGAAGAACAACCCAGGAUUUAGCUCUGAUCCAGACUGUGCACUGUUUGGGGGGUCUCUCCAUGGCAAUGCAGCUUCAGCCAAACCGGGGAUGUUCCCCAGCCACAGACCCCUGGAGCAUGAGGGCUGCUCGCAGAGCGACCACCAUAGUGGGGUGGAUGCUGCUGGCAGAGAGCCCCAGGCUGACCGUGAGUGCGAACCUGAGCACGCCAUGAGCUUCUCACAAGCUCUGGUGGAGUUCACCAGCAGUGGCACCCUCUUCUCCAGCCUGUCGGAAAGCCUGGGCAGCUCUGACUCUGGCUCGUCCUUCACUCAGAACCUCCCCGUCCUUCCCACCAUGGUCACAUUUGACAUUGUUGAUGUGGAGCAGGAAGGGGAAGGGGAGUGCGAGCAGCACCUCGAGAUGAAUGCUGAUGAAGACAUGGCUGCAUCCUUUGAGGCCUUCGAUGAGAGCUAUGUGCAGAAGGAGUCGUUUGCUGAAUGUGACGAGAGAAUGUUCCUGGGGUACCCCCAGGGCUCCUUCCAGAGCUGUAACUGGGGGGUAGCCAGCCUGCCCCGGCACCUGCGUCUGCAUGAGCUCAGCCCUGCCAUGCCAGCACCGCUCUCCCUUAACAGGAGGAGCAGGUCGCUUGACACGGAGAGCCUGGAGUUUGAACUUGCAGAAUUGCAGAUUUCCAAGAACGGCCUUAAGCCUUGCCAGCUGUGGUCAAAAUGGGACAAAAAGUACUCCGAUGGAGCAAGAAGGAGCAGGAGCAAAGAGGAGGCAGAACUGUCAGCUCCCGAAGGUGGGGAGGCCAAUGGUGUGCUGAGCUGGCCGGGCUUGCAGCACCUCCAGUACAAUGCCGAGCUGGCUCCUGGGGGGAUCAAACACUGGGGUUUUGCUUCAUCUGCUGGGAUGCAGAGCAGCUGGGAGCCAUCUGAUCGGUCAGAUGCAGACUCCCCCUUUUUGCCCCUUUCAAGGAGCAGUGCCAGAGAAACUCUGGAGAGGCAGCCCCAAGAUCUGGAGCCAAACAGGCUCCUGGUCAGGCCAUCCAACUUACCUCUGCAGCCUGACACGAGGCAGCCCCAGGACGCGUCUGGGUCAUAUAGGUAUCACGGAGAAGCCCCGGCCAAAAAGCUCGCACGUGUGCUCCCACUGGGGGAACCGGAGCCACCGCAGUGCAUCAGCUUUGCCCAGUCCCCAGAGAAACCAGCCAAGUGCAAACCUGUCGGCGUCACCCAAGGAAUGCCCCACUUCCAUGACAGCAACGACACCGAAACCUUAAAAAGCUCAGCCUGCUUCACAGAGCGCUAUGGGAGUGCUGGCAAAGAGCUGCUGAAAGCGAGAGCUGCGCCGGGGAGCGCGCUGCCCAGCGGCUGCCUGAGCACUGCAGUGAAUUGCGACCCACCACUCUCGAACACAGUACACGAUGCAAAAUGUGGUAGCAGCCUCAGUGCACAAUCCCAUUGCUGCUAGAAUAAAAUCUGGAAAUGGACCCAUUUCUAGUACGGCAGGUUUGUUCUCUGCAGAUGAAGGGGCACCAUCACCUUUAAAAAAAGAAGCUGAGCAAUUGGCAGCUGUGAAGGAGUGAGGAGCAUUGCUGCGCUGUGACCUCGCUCGCUGUGUCGGUUGGCUGUGAGCGGUCGCUUCUCCCACAUUGGGGUUUCUCACCAUAGGGCUGGGCUGCAGUGCGUGCUGUGGUGGACAUUCCUGGAGUCUCCACUUCAGAGCUGCAGCCAGGAGAGCAUGUCCUAGGGAAGCUUUCAAAAGAAGUUGGAUUUCUUCCUCUUCUCUGUGAAACACUUUUUUUUUUUUUUUUGACAAAUUUUUAACAUCUUCCAUCUUGAUCUUGAGUUGGAGAGCUGCAGAGGAAGGAUGCAGGUUAUUUUGAGAGCAAGGACAGGGGGCCGUUCAGCCGCAAGGGCAACUUUGCUGUCACUUUUUUUUUCCUGCCUGAAAGGAAAGUAGGAAUGUUUGUGUGCGUGCUGAUAACGUUUUCCAGUUCUAGCUUUAACGUGCUCAAGAAUACAGUGUGCAGAGAGAUGUUCUAUUGAUGGAUUCCCUUUCAAGAACAAAGUGUCAGUCCCUUUUCUCUGUCAUGGUCUCUCUUCAUGGUGUGUAAUUCCCAGCUGACACCUUUCCUAUGUCUUGUCCCCAGCCUCUCCCAGGCCAAGGGCACGUGUAUGACUUCUCUUAAAUAAGCUAAACUUGCAUUGGGCCUGUAGCUGUAAAGUUGCUGUUGCUGUGUUGCUUUUUGUUUUAUAUUUUGUGUUUAUUUUCUUUCCACAAACUCAUACGAGGAAAGUAUUCUAUUAAUUUGAAUACAGAAUGUAGCACAGCCUAAAUUAGGCUUCAUAACUUCUUCCUUCUAAUGGGAGGGAACAAAAAUGCCGAAGAUUGCUACAGGCUUUUGAUUUUCUUUUUUUUUUUUUUUAAUUCCUCUUUUGAACAAAUGUGGAGAAGGAACACAAGCAUAGGAGACCAACGUUCUGUCAGAGCUCUUGGAAACACCUGCUGGAGGAUAGCAAAGCAGAGCUGACAUUUUCCUGAAGAGGUUCCCAGUGUCCAUGUUGAUCUGAAGCACGUUAGUCUCUAAACCAAACCUUCCCUCGAGCUGAUCAGCUUCAGAGCAGAGGCGGGUGCCAAGGGACCUUUUGCAGAAUCAUAGCCUCUUGCCAUCGGGCAGAAGGAAAGGACUUAAGAGAUGGAGGAAUGGAAACAGGUCCCUGCACAGGGUAGCUGGCAAACCUCCCUCCCCCCUACCCCAGCCUACCUUGCCUUCCCAGAUGCUGUUGCACAAUAGGUAUGCGGCUCUGGAAUUUAAGAGAAGCAGAUGAGGAUGUUGGUGAACAUCCAUCCAGGAGAUUCUGUACGGUGAGUCAGUCACCCAGAAACUCCAAAACUGCCUUUGCCAGGAACAGAAGAAGGGUGAUUGUCAUAGGGGACUCUGUUCUGAGGCGAACUGAGGGCCCAAUUUGCUGACCAGACUGUUUCCCACAAGAAAGUGUGCUGCCAACCUGGGGCCUGGGUCAUGGACGCCACCAGGAAGCUCCCUGGUCUGGUACAGGUCUCCGGUUAUUACCUGCUUCUGGUAGUGCAGGCUGGCGGUGCUGAAGUUGAGGGGAGAAGCCAAAUAGCGCAGCUCAAGUGCACCCACAUCACUGGUGAUGAACUGUGGGGUGGGACGCCACAAUCGGAGGGGCUGCGUGCUGCUGAGAUCCUUCAUUCUGCUCCACGAGGUGCUGGGUACGAUGAAGCGCAUCUGAAAUGCUUUUCCACCAACACACCCUGCAAGGAACAAGCAAGAAGAGCUUAAAACCCUUGGCUCAGUCCCAGAGCUACUACAUCAUUGGUGUAAGCAAAACCUGGUGGGAAGGGUCCUGUGGCUGGUGUGCUGUGAUGGGCGGUUACAGGCUCUUCAGAAAAGAUAGGCAGGGCACCAAGAAGGCAGUGGGCAUGGCUGAGAGCUGCAGGAGUUCAAUAAGGGUCUGGGCAGUGCUCUUACACACAGGUCUGAUUUUUGGGUGCUCCUCUGUGGAGCCGGGAGUCUGACUUGAUGAUCUGUAGGGGCCCCUUCCAACUUGGGAUAUUCUGAGUCGCUUUCUGUGGUUUAAAAAACUUCUUAUUUCUGACUGAAAUUCAGUUACUGAUGAAUUAGGUGUCCUUUUUCCCAAAUUGCCAAUUUUCUGCUUCUCUUUGCAGCGGAAGUUGUAACAUUAAAUAAAUCACAAACUGAAAAUAGGGCAGUGAUGCCCUUCUCCAGAGCCUGACACGCCAUGGGGGUGGCAGGGCUCUGCUCAGCAUUGCUUUGGAGCUGAGUCCUUCCCCAAGAGCAGCUCACUGCCCGCUGCCCACAGCUGCAGCACAGAUACACAUGUGGCUGUGGUUGGAAACGCGGGCAGCUCCCUGGUACUGCUCUAGUUGUAAGGUACCAAGGCAUGAAGAGCUUUUCUGUUUUGUUUUCCUAAGCAAAAUGGGUCCUGUGAUUUCUUCUUGAGAUGAGGCUUCUUACUGUCCUGUCCUUGUAUGUCCAUGAAGGAGCUGGGAAAGGCAGAGCUGGAAUUCCUUAUGGGCAGCUCCACUUAUGUGUAUGUUGUUGUUUGUUUUCUGAACAGAUUCCUGAGGCUUGAGCAGACCCAUCUGUGUGUCCUUGGGAUUAAACCUUCAUUUUUCAGUGUUUGUGCCACGAGCAUCCCCUAACAAAUGCUCCUAACUCCCUCUUGCUCAGAGUGAGUUCAGCCGAGCUCUGCUGCAACUCAGUGCCAGUUCCAAAGAAAGGAUCCUGUAGUUAUCACUGGCAACACAGAGCUGUCACAACACAAAUAGGUGCUCACUGGAAUCGCUUGGCCUCCGCAGUGGCCUUGUACAGGAAUUUUAACCAUUAUCUUGUUAUAGCGUGUCACCAAAGGCAUCUUGUGGCUCACAGGGCUUUUGCGCGGUGUUUUGUUGUAAAUGGUGCAGCCUUUGCCAAAGUUCUGGUGAAGGAUGAAAGUGUCUCAGUGCUAAAAUGAAUGUUCAGUUGCAAAUGCAUGUCUGUAGUAAUAAUUAUUUUGGUUGUAGGUACGUAGUGGGGAGACUUAUUGGACAACAGUUCGUAGACUCUGAUGUGUGAAAGCAAUACAGCCAAGACUUGAUAAUCUGACUUUAUACCAAAGGUUUCUCCUCUUAAUUUGAUUUGAGCUAAAUGAAUCAAGUAUCUGUUGAUUUAAAAUGAGGCUUCUAAAAGCAUUUUUAAAAUAAUUUAUUGAAUUAUUGGAGUAUUCUGCCCCAUUAACCCAAAGAAAUAAGCAUUUUCAAUUUACUAACCUAGUCUGUAAGUUGUCACUGCCAUAGAUUGGAUUUCAGUACCUAACGUUUUCCUUCUUCUAUAAUACAUUUCUGCUAUGGAAUAAAUAGGCCCUGAUCUUCCCAUUGUGCUUUACUAGUAGGGAGUUACAAAGGGACUACAGGUUGAAUGCCAAAUACAAGCUCCUGGGUCUUGAUCUUGUCCCCCUGUGGCUUUGGGAGAGAUUUCUCACAGCUGCAUAGUCCGAAUUAAGACAUCGCUAGAGGGGGGAAAUAGUCAUUCUUGUGUGGUAUUAACCCAUUUUCAGAAGCAGUGCAUCUUGGAAUGAAAGGAUAAGCUUUAAGGGGGUCCUGUGUCCUUUCUCUGACCUACCAGGCUGUUUGUUGAUGAUUGGGAAUGCUUAGUGGCCAGCCUUUGUUGAAGCCAAACAGAAGAGGAUUUGGUGUCAUAGGGAGUGCUUAGAGCAAGUUAUUGUCCCACUGAGUGGGAUGCCAUGGCUGCUCUGUGGUAUGGGGCAGGGGCCUGGGAGGACACCCUUAUGGGUUGUGAGCUCUUGGAGCUCUUUGACCAAUGCUGACCUCUUAAUGAGCGUGAUUUUCCUAAAAAUGUGAUGGAGGAAUUUCCCACCUGAGUCCUUGGACCACAUGGGAGCUAGAAGCAGUCAGACCGCUCACUGAGGGCUGCAGCUUCUCAUUUCUGGCUCAAGCCAUCGUCUUCUAACCUGGUAAAAUACAGACUUACCCAAGGAACCUGAGCUUGAGAGCAGUAAUUCUUGCUCAAAAGAGGUCUGCGGAGACAGAAAUGAGGCACACAGCCCGGGGUGAGCAGCUCAGUCUGGCUGAGGUGUGGAGGAACACCCCCUAAGCCUCACGGAGCUCAGUGCAUCCAGGGAAAGCCUUGGAGAGGUGGGUCGUGGCUGUUUGCUGCCGACCAACCCCUGACCAGGUCAGCCUACCAAGUAGCUCUGUAUUGCGUUUUGGGGACUUUGUUUGUUUGUUUUUUAUAUACGCAUAAGAAAACGGUCAAUUUUAUCUAUUUUUGUAUAGUUUUGCAUUUUAUAUUCAUGGGGAAAUUUUAUGGACUGUUCUUUUACUUACGUACGUUAUGUGUUUCAAAAUGGUGCGGUUUACAGUUCUGAUGGAGAAACAGCAAUUUAUUGCUGUCACUGCUGCUGCCACUGCCUGUGCAAUGCAAGAGACCCACGUUGCUCCCCACACCCCCGUGCAGAGUGCUGUUUGGCGUCGUCUGAAGGAGCAGCUCUAGAAAUGAGAAGCCAAUCCACUGCCACUGCACGCUCUGUGUGGACACCGCCAGGAUGUCUGUUUUGAUACUGGUCUGUCACUCUUGUCAGCUGUUUCUUAGCUUUGUUUUGAAUCUGAAUUUGUGCACCGUGGUGAUUUUUCCCUGAAAGUGUUGUUGGUUGUCCUUAAACAAACACCCAAACUGUGUGGAUUUCAGUUUGGGAUUUCUCUGUGUGCUUCAAUUAUGUUGUCCCAAACCGGGCUCUCCGCUGUUCUCUUCAGCCAUUGCAGGGCAGGAGGUGCUGUUGACUGCUGUGGGGUGAUGGAGAAAUGAGUGGAACAACAUUGCCUUGAAUUUUGGGGUCACAACCAAAAGGAGAGCUCUGCGUAUGCUCAGACCCAACACUAGUUAAUGUGGAUUUUUUUUUUUAAUGGAAUGAAUAUGCUGCUUUGUUUGCCUGACUCAGUGCCCCUGCAGAGUUUGCAGCCCUGUGUGGGGUACGAGGCUGACAUAACUCUGCAGAAGGUCGUGAUGAUCAGCUGAGCAGAGAACAAUGCCCAGUGCUCAUGUGCAAAAAGAAAAUGAAAAGCUGAAAACCCAUUCGUCCCUUCUUCCCCCCUGAGCCAACACCAGCAGAGGUAGCAGUUCCAGGCUGAGAUGUUUGGCUCUGCUCGGAUUUGUGUGUCCUUUAAUUCAGCAGCUCUUAACAAACAGGGGCACUGUCGGGGUUCUUUAGGAUGGAUCGGGGCGAGAUGGCAGCUCUCCUGGCAUCUGAUCCCGGGGCCCACAGUGCAGGCAGCACAUGGGAACCGAGGGAGCCCAAGGGAAGCGGAGCUGCCCCAGCUCUGUCCCUCUGUCCGCAUUGCAGCCAUGCAGGGAGCCCCGUCCAGCCCAGCUGCGUGCUGCCCUGUGCCAGGUGCCAGGCUCAGGACUGUUCUGUUUUGUUUUGGUCUCAUUGCUACUCAUCCUCUUGACUUUUUAAUGUACUGACUGUGUUUUAAACUGAAUGUUCCUUUCACUGAAUUCUAACAAAUAAACUUCAGAUUUUUAGAGAA